Messenger RNA from Plasmodium yoelii, 1794 nucleotides. RefSeq lists its product as uncharacterized. The record is from RefSeq and is a predicted model, not a curated record. NCBI's taxonomy places the organism in Eukaryota, Apicomplexa, Aconoidasida, Haemosporida, Plasmodiidae. The transcript has a single exon. The coding region runs from base 1 to 1794 and encodes 597 amino acids.
AUGGACUCAAAUAAUUUAAAGGAAUCUUCGGAUGAAAAUAGUGGGAAAGAUGGUAAUGAUAGGAAUGGCAGUGAUGAUAGUUUAGUGCAUAAAGACAAUAAUAUUAAUGAAGAUAAAACGCCUGAACAGUCAGAAAAAAAUGAGAAUAUUGACGAUAAAAAAAAAAAAAAAAUCGAAACAUCAAAUAUAUAUUAUAGUGACUCACCAAAUAGCUCAUUUGAUACUUCAAAAAGAAUUGGAGAUUUAAUUAUGGGAAAGGGAUUAAAUAAUUCUUUACAAUCAAAAGUGGAAUGUACAAAUAAAAUUAACAACACAUUUGAGGACAAAUUUCAAAAUUCAAAUAUUGGUGAAAUAGCAGUUUGUCAUAGCAAUGAAUUUAUGAAAAAGGAUAUAAUAAGAACACAAAGCAAUAACAUUUAUAAUAAUACCAAUGAAAAAAAUUCUUUAAAAAAAAAUAUAGUAAGUUUUGAUGAUGCAAAUAAGAAAAUAUAUAAUGGGAAAGGGAUCGAAAUGGCAAAUGUAGAUCCGAAAAAGGGUGAGGAAAAAGAUGAGGAAAAAAGUGGUGAAAAUGGUGAGGAAAAUGAGGAAAAAAGUGGUGAAAAUGGUGAGGAAAAUGACGAAAAAAGUGGUGAAAAAGAUGACGAAACAGAUGAAAAAAAAAGUGGUGAAAAAAAUGACGAAAAGGAUGACGAAAAGGAUGACGAAAAAAGUGGUGAAAAAGAUGACGAAAAAAAUGACGAAAAGGAUGACGAAAAACGUGACGAAACAGAUGUGUCUGACUCAUCCAGAAAAAUCGCAAGUCAGGAUGAAGAUAAAGAUAAAAUAAAUUUAGAUAAAACUUGUACUUAUUUUAAAAAUAAAGAAAAUGAUAAUUUCAGUGGUAAUAAUAAAAGUACGUAUGAACAUAAAAAGAAAAUAGAGCAAGUCGAACCCAAAGCUAAUGGUCCAAAAAAAAUAAAAAAUAUAAACAAUUUUUUAACAGAAAAAAAAAAUGCACAAAAAAUUACCGUUUUUGUAGGAGAAAAAAUUCAAAAAGUAAAAGCCGAUUUUAAAUAUGGUGAAGAUGCACCACAAAAUGUUAAUCAAAAAACAAUUUAUGAAUCAGGAAAUAUUAUACAAAAUGGUAAUGAUAAUUUCAAAGAAAAUGAAAAAAGAAUUAUUGAAAAGAAACAAGAAAAAACCGUUUUUGUUGCUCAAAGAUGUGAAAGAAGUAAUGCAGAUGCAAGAGCUGGUGAGGCAUUAAUAAAAAAGGUUCCUGAAAAAACAGUUUUUGAGGCACAAAGAUGUGAAAAAAGCAAUGCAGAUGCAAGAGCUGGUGAGGCGUUAAUAAAAAAAGUUCCUGAAAAAACAGUUUUUGAGGCACAAAGAUGUGAAAAAAGCAAUGCAGAUGCAAGAGCUGGUGAGGUAUUAAUAAAAAAAGUUCCUGAAAAAACUGUUUUUGAGGCACAAAGAUGCGAAAAAAGCAAUGCAGAUGCAAAAGCUGGUGAGGUGCUAAUAAAAAAGGUUCCUGAAAAAACAGUUUUUGAGGCACAAAGAUGCGAAAGAAGCAAUGCAGAUGCAAGAGCUGGUGAGGCGUUAAUAAAAAAAGUUCCUGAGAAAACUGUUUUUGAAGCACAAAGAUGCGAAAAAAGCAAUGCAGAUGCGAGAACUGGUGAUAAAUUGAAAGAAGUAAGCUCUGAAAAUGUCAUAUAUGAAUCUCAAAAAUGUAAUCAAAUAAUAACAGAUUUUAGAGCUUCUGACAAAAUAAAAGAAGUUAUGAAAAGGAAUAUGCUUGAUGAGUGCCACAACAUUUGA